Molecule: messenger RNA, 773 nt
Organism: Equus quagga
Lineage: Eukaryota; Metazoa; Chordata; Mammalia; Perissodactyla; Equidae
Gene: TIFAB
Product: TIFA inhibitor
Exons: 2
Coding region: 73-687 (204 amino acids)
Biological process (GO): canonical NF-kappaB signal transduction
Molecular function (GO): protein binding
Source: RefSeq, a predicted model, not a curated record
ACCACUCCCUCCCGAGAGCUCACAGCUGCAGCAUCAGAGCCAGAUGUGCCACUGGCAGUAAGGGUCCCAUCCAUGGAGAGGCCCCUCACGGUCUUGCGAGUGAGCCUGCACCACCCCACACAGGGCCCGGCUGCUUUCACCAAUGUCCCACUGCAGCUGCAGCACGACACCAGCCCGCUGCUGGUGGGGCGAGGCCGGGAUGCCCACAUCCAGCUGCGGCUCCCCAACCUCUCCCGCCGACACCUGUCCCUGGAGCCCUACCGGGAGAAGGGCAGCGCUCUGCUGGUCUUCUGCCUCAAGGCCCUGAGCCGCAGGGGCUGUGUAUGGGUCAAUGGGCUGACCCUGAGGUUCCUAGAGCAGGUCCCCCUGAGCACCGUCAACAGGGUCACCUUCGCCGGCAUCCAGAUGGUGGUCCAUGUAGAGGGAGGCACGUCCCUGGAGGCCUUUGUCUGCUGCUUCCAUCUCAGCCCCUCGCCCCUGAUUUACAGGCCCCAAGCUGAGGAGACGGACGAAUGGGAGAGCAUCCCCCAGGAGCAGCCUCCCCCAGGUUCAGGAGAGCGAGCGCUGGGUCACCUGGGCUUUCUCCAUGGCCCUUCCCAGAUUCAGGACGACCCUCCUCAGCCAAGCCCUGGAGGAGGAACAGAAAUACAGUUCCAGAGGGAGCCCCCAGACAGCCUGCUCUGCUAGCACCACCGGCCGCCAAGGGCAAGCGUCAGCUGAAACAGGCCCUGGAAUAUUCGAGCUCCAUCAUGUGAGGUUGACAAGCGAGGCCU